Molecule: messenger RNA, 2363 nt
Organism: Cydia splendana
Lineage: Eukaryota; Metazoa; Arthropoda; Insecta; Lepidoptera; Tortricidae
Gene: Pgd
Product: 6-phosphogluconate dehydrogenase, decarboxylating
Exons: 12
Coding region: 105-1556 (483 amino acids)
Biological process (GO): pentose-phosphate shunt, oxidative branch; pentose-phosphate shunt
Cellular component (GO): cytosol
Molecular function (GO): phosphogluconate dehydrogenase (decarboxylating) activity; NADP binding
Source: RefSeq, a predicted model, not a curated record
ACAUUUUUGACAUUGGGAUGUGUGCCCGAUCGGCUUUCAUCAGCAAAGUAGUUAGCGCAAUAUUAUAAGGAUAAUAUUUUCUUAAGUGUUAAAUUGUUUAAGACAUGGCAGAACCAAAAGCUGACAUUGCCCUCAUCGGGUUGGCUGUGAUGGGCCAGAAUCUCAUCCUCAACAUGGAUUCUAAAGGAUUUGUAGUUUGUGCAUUUAACAGAACAGUUGCCAAGGUGGAUCAAUUUCUUGCUAAUGAAGCCAAAGGAACAAAAAUUAUUGGAGCUAAAUCCUUAGAAGACAUGGUUGCAAAACUCAAAAAGCCAAGAAAAGUUGUCAUUUUGGUUAAAGCUGGGUCAGCAGUGGAUGAAUUUGUUUCAAAAUUGGUUCCACUAUUGGAGAAAGGUGAUAUAAUAAUAGAUGGUGGUAACUCUCAAUACAUGGACACACAGCGCUGGUGCAAGGAACUGAAGCCCACUGGGAUCCACUAUGUGGGGAUGGGUGUGAGUGGGGGGGAGGACGGCGCCCGGUACGGCCCGUCGCUGAUGCCCGGCGGCCACCCGGCCGCCUGGCCCCACGUCAAACCAAUAUUCCAGGCUAUCUGCGCUAAAGCGAACAACGAGCCCUGCUGUGACUGGGUGGGCGAGGACGGCGCCGGCCACUUCGUGAAGAUGGUGCACAACGGCAUCGAGUAUGGCGACAUGCAACUCAUCUGUGAAGCCUACCAUCUUAUGAAAGACGUUUUAGGUAUGGAUCAAGGUGAAAUGGCGCGUGUAUUUGAAGAGUGGAACAAAGGCGAAUUAGACUCGUUCCUUAUUGAAAUCACACGAGAUAUUCUCAAUUUCAAAGAUUCUGAUGGUAAAUACUUGCUGCCGAAGAUCCGUGACUGCGCGGGCCAGAAGGGCACGGGCAAGUGGACGGGUAUCAGCGCGCUUGAGUACGGCGUGCCGGUCACUCUCAUCGGCGAGGCCGUGUUCGCGCGCUGCCUGUCCGCACUCAAAGAGGAGCGAGUGAAGGCGAGCGGCGUGCUGCCCGGCGCGGCGGGCAAGUUCACGGGGGACAAGAAGGCGUUCCUGGAGCACCUGCGCAAGGCGCUGUACGCCAGCAAGAUCAUCUCGUACGCGCAAGGGUUCAUGUUGCUGCGCGAAGCCGCCAAGGUGCAUCAAUGGAACCUGAACUAUGGGAGCAUCGCUCUGAUGUGGCGCGGAGGCUGCAUCAUCAGGAGCGUGUUCCUCGGCAAUAUCAAGGACGCGUUCACGAAGAACCCUCAGCUGUCCAACCUGCUGCUGGAUCCGUACUUCACGAAGCACAUCGGCGCGUCGCAGGAGUCGCUGCGGCAGGUGGUGGCGCAGAGCGCGCUGGUGGGCGUGCCCGCGCCGGUGUUCGGGGCCGCGCUCGCCUUCUACGACGGCUACCGCGCCGGCGUCUUGCCCGCUAACCUGCUACAGGCCCAGAGAGACUACUUUGGCGCGCACACCUAUGAGCUGGCCGCGAAGCCGGGCGAGUUCAUCCACACCAACUGGACCGGCCACGGCGGCAACGUGUCCGCGUCUACCUACAGCACGUAGACAUGCAAACUGACUGCACACUGAGGUGGUAUUCAACAGUAGCUACAGUAAAAAGAGAGCAUUUUUCGUAUGUGUAUAUACCAACUUAUAUUAGAAAGAGUAAAACAUAUUUUUUUUAUAAAGGUAACCGUAAAUUUUGAAAACCUUAACAUUUAUAUCAUAAUUAAUCGUUUACCUAUACACAGAUACCUAAAUCCUCAGUUUACUCUAAGUAACAUAAAAUACCACUUUGAUUCAGCUUGCUCCAUUUCUUUUUGGUUUUUGAACUCUAAGGACAACGGAAUUGUAUGUUUUAGACAAGUGAAUUUAUUUGACGAUAACAGAAAGUAUGUACUACGUAAUAAACGAUUACUGUAUUUGAAUUGCCCCCAAUAAUUACAUCGCAGUCUUAACAAUUGUCUUGACUAAGCUAUCUUGAUAGUUUGCAUGUUUUUUCGUGGGGUGGGGCGAUAACAGCCAAGUACCUAAUACAUUUUUGAUACAUUCGAUUUUUUUUAUAUAGUGUGAGUAAUCCAUAUUAUUGUUGAUAUUGAGUGAAAACACAACAUGCUUUUAAUUUUAAGUAUAAGAGCCAAUGUUGUGUGAUUUUAAAAUCAAUUCGAAACUUUAUUUAAUUUAUUUAUUACAAUCAUUCCUACUAAUAACAUUCCUUUGUCAGUCAUAAACUGAAGACAACAUUACAUUAUUAUUAAACAUGGUGAACGGUAAAUUACGGGGUGAAAUGUAAAAUGUUAUUGUGAUAACUUACUGCGUCAUGAGACUCAUAAGUCAUAAGUGUUAUAGAGCUUCCUAUAUAAUAUUUUUUAA